UCUAUAAAUCAGUACUUUUCCCUCUCCUUUCAUCACUCCACUGCUAAAUACUCUGCUGCCUAAAUAUUGAAACACAAAGAAACAGAUGGAACCCUCAUUUUCUAAACAUUUCUUUACAUCUUCUCUCAUAGUACUACUCUUCACUACUUGUAGCAUAUUCUGCUCAAUCUCAGCAGCUAGAGACUGUGGGAGUGGUCAAAUUCUGCUGGGCUUGCAGUUAAAGCGAUUAACUCCGUAGUUAGUAUGGCGUUAAAUUUCAGUCAUGAAUGCGGUGAUUAUUACGACAAUAACUACGCACAAUGAUUAUGAUUAUAAGUGCGCAAUGAAUGACUAUCAUAAAUACGCAAUGAAUGACGGUCGUAAGUACGCAAUGAUUAACUGUUAUUAGUGCAGCAAUAAUUGUCAUCAUAAAGUGUGUAAAUAAAUGCAGCCAUAAAAGCCGGAAUAAUGACGGCUUGCUCCCUAAGUAAGUCAUCGCCUAUAUAAAGGAGGCUCGACGUCCAGGUAAUCGAUCGAAUUCCAAUUCUAUCUACUCCACUACUGAGAAACGUACUGACUUAGGCAUCGGAGGGUUUUCUGCAUGUACCCCCCCUUCUCCUCGAGCCGACGGUCAAACUCCAGGUCAACGCUCAAAGGAAGCUUCUCGAUUGUUCCCGGUCAGCUCCCGCUCCAGUCCGCAUUCAUUGGUGAGUCAAACUCCUCUACGGAAUUUUUCUGCACUAACAGAGACCUUGCCUUGAAAACCAAUACCGAGUUCAUUAAAACAUCUUGUGGUGCAACAACCUAUCCAAAACUCUGCCUUGCCUCUCUCUCAAGCCAAGCAAGUGUCAUCCAAACAAGUCCUAAACUUAUUGCUUGUGCAGCCUUUAAUGUGACACUUUCGUCUGCUAAAUCAACCUCCACUAUGAUGUUAAGGCUCUCCCACGGCCAUGGCAUGAAGCCUAGAGAAGUUGCUGCCAUGAGGGACUGCGUCGAACUGUUGAGUGACUCGGUGGACGAGCUUCAGAGGUCUAUUUCCAAGAUGGUUAACUUUAGGAGUUCUGGUUUUGAGCUUAUGAUAAGUGAUGUACAAACUUGGGUUAGUGCUGCCUUGACGGAUGAGGGCACCUGCUCGGAUGGGUUUGCUGGAAAUGGAUUGAAUGGGAAUUUGAAGACUGUUGUGAGGGGUCGGAUUGUGAACAUUGCACAAUUGACUAGCAAUGCCUUGGCUUUGAUCAACAGAUACGCCUCAGUUCAUAGUUGAAUAAUAUAGUUUUGAUGGAAGAUAUAAAAUUCUAUGUGAUUUAGAUGUGUUUGCGGUUGUAUGCAUUCAAAUAUAUAAACUGAAACCCCUAGACUAAACAAGUUCCCACCAAGGAUUCUAUGUGAUUUAGAUGUGAAUGCUUUUGAUUCAAAUAAGAUAAAAGCCAUAUAAUGUAGAAAUAUUAAUUAGACUAGCAUGGAGGCUAAUAGCUUCUUUCGGCAGCCAUUCAUAAUGUUGUUUUUAUGAAUUGCCAUAUCCAAACUACAUUCUUAAUUAAUCCAGUUUAUGCUACCUUACAGAUACUGAACUUUAUAAUUUUCUUUGGGUCUUUCUAAAUGUACCCAGCAAAUUUCUAUGUAGACCCAGCAAGUUUUUUACGCUCAAUAAAAAAAUAGAAUUUAUAAUUGUGUACUCAGUAACUUUUCCAACAAUAUCCUUAGCAAAUAUCACAUAGAGCAAAACUUGGAUUAUCUCCACAUCAAUUCUCAGAGGUUGGGCUCCAAUCGGUAGAGGUCGAAGCGAUGCCUGAACCGGAAAGGAAGGGUCUUGGAGGGAGUGGUGGAGGCUGGGGCUUUGUCGACCUCGAGGGACUAAACUCUAGCUUGAAUAUCAAACACGAGUUCAUACCCCCAUAACCCAUAACCAAGCUCUUUGCUCAAGGAUAAUACCAAGAACAAAAACUGUUCUUCGCUAUAUCCUGCACCCAAUACCAUACUCUAACAGAAAUUAAUACCCAUCCUUGAUUCCACUCCUGCACACCACUCACUGCUUUGGUGUUAGCCAACCGAGCCCGAGCCUCUGAAAGUCCUCUUCGAACUGCAUCUCCUUGGUACAACGGUGGACUUCUUCUACUCGAGUCAGACCAAGUGAAAGGGAGGAGAAGAAAAGAAAACUUGCUGUGAAUCAAGAGAGAGUCAGACCGGGUGGAAGGGAGGAGUCUCAAAAGAAAAUUGUUCCAAUUGCUUGUUGCAGCUGCACUUUUCCACCUUGUCUCCCAUUACUUUUCCUUCCCUUUCUUUUCUCUCACCCACCGUUUCCUUGUAUCCCGUUAUUUCUUCCCUUUCCCUCUCUUUUCAGCUUUUCUACCCUUUUUAUCUUUGUUUUCUACGCCUAA
Messenger RNA from Rosa rugosa (rugosa rose), 2357 nucleotides. Its product is annotated as 21 kDa protein-like. Gene Ontology annotation, biological process: negative regulation of catalytic activity. Lineage: Eukaryota; Viridiplantae; Streptophyta; Magnoliopsida; Rosales; Rosaceae. Gene Ontology annotation, molecular function: enzyme inhibitor activity. The record is from RefSeq and is a predicted model, not a curated record. The coding region runs from base 581 to 1243 and encodes 220 amino acids. The transcript has a single exon.